Cylicostephanus goldi is the source of this 315-nucleotide messenger RNA. The record is from the annotation of a GenBank genome assembly. Lineage: Eukaryota; Metazoa; Nematoda; Chromadorea; Rhabditida; Strongylidae.
AUGAUAUUCGUGUUCUUCUUCUGCAUCGUUAGCGUGAUACUAUGGGGUGUCUUCAUAACAACUGGCUACCUCUGCUACAUCGUCCGACAUUCCAAUCGAGGACACAGGAAGCACCUGCUCGACCCUAAGGUCGGCACUGUAUCGCUUUGUUGUGUUCUUGGUUCUGGAGGCCAUACUACUGAAAUGCUGGAGCUGCUGAAGCACAUGGGAAGUCAAUAUACCCCGCGUUGGUACGUCGUAGCAGACACGGAUCACAUGAGCAAAGACAAGGUUGGGUUUUCUGCAGUUUCGUUCGAAAAGUCUCUGUUUGCAUGA